CCUUCCUCUGUAUCUGAGCUGUUCUCUCUACUUUCUCGGGUUGGAAUUAACCCGAAUUAGACACUAAAAUCUCUCUUUCUCUAUACUAGUGGACCAGAUCCCUAAUUCACUCAGACAUGGCAAAUCAACUGAAAUUUUUGCUAAUUUCAUAGCAAUUAUACCUGAUUUCUUUCAUCAAAAUCCAAUCUUGCUGCUCAAGUGGGAAAGCUCGAAUCUUUUACAUGGUUUAGCUUGGAAAUUGGAGCUUGUUGUAGUUCUUUAUUUUUGUUGUUGGUUGAAUUGCCAUGGGGGAUAGUACACCGAAUACGAUGAAUCUUGAUCUGAAUUUGGGACCUGUUGAAAGUCCUACUGAUGAUUCUGAGCCUGUUCCAGCAACAUUUCCCAUUGAAGAUAUGAAUUUAGAGGAUUUGUUAGAUGGUUAUCGAUUUAGGGAAGUUGCUAGGCAAAGGAGGAGCAGAUGGCGGUCAGCUUUGAGAAACAUUCCUGUUCCUGCAGAAGCUAGAAGUAUUGCGAUGGAGUUCAUUGGUAGGAGUGAAUCACAAACAAAUGAUGUUGUUGCUGAGGAGAGACCCUCGGAGGUGGAAAAUACAUGCGAUAACAAUAACGGGUAUUCACAUGAUGAGAUUCUGGGGAAAAAAGAAGACAGUGAAAAGGUUACUAGCGAGGAGGGGGGAAGCUUCUUUGAUUGCAAUAUAUGUCUGGACUUGUCAAAAGAACCUGUUGUGACUUGUUGUGGUCACUUGUUUUGUUGGCCAUGUCUUUAUCGGUGGUUACAUCUCCAUUCAGAUGCAAAAGAAUGCCCUGUUUGUAAAGGGGAAGUGACUAUGAAGAAUGUAAUCCCAAUUUAUGGACGUGGAACUAAUGUGCGAGAGCCUGAAGAGGAUUCAACUCUGAAAAUCCCUCAUAGGCCUCAAGCAAGGCGUGUCGAGAGCUGGAGGCAGACUAUUCAAAGGACAGCAUUCACCAUUCCAAUGGAAGAAAUGAUUCGCCGUCUUGGCAGUAGAUUUGAUUUGUCUCAGCUACAACAGCAGAAUUCUGAAGGUUCUCAUGAAUUACCUGAGCGAAGCAGCUCACUGCUCAACCGUAUUCUUACUUCCAGGGGACGCAGAGAACAGAAUCCUGUUCUGCCUUCUGAUGACGUUGUUGACUUGACACAGACCAGUCCAACUAACUCUGAUGUGUGGGAAACCCGUCGUCUUUCCUCUCUUUUACUCCGUAGAUCAAAUUCACAUCGAGCUGCUAAUUAUGCCAAUCUUGCUUCUGCCUUUGGUUCUGGUGGAAGGCUGGUUGAGCCAUACUUCCGUAGUAGCACUGUGGAGAGAAAUCAGGAGCAGCCUCUACCAGUUGAAGAUAGAGAUUCUGUUUCGAGUAUUGCUGCUGUUAUACACUCAGAGAGUCAAACAGUGGAUACUGCUGCUGAAAUAGAUUCUAGGGUGUCCCUUUCUACAUCAUCUUCCAGAAGAAGAAAUGAUGCUUCCAGAAUUUCAGAUGUGGAUAGUGGAGAUUCACGUGCACCUAGGAGGAGGAGGCUAAACUGAUAUGCGUUCUUCUUAUCAUGUUCGGCCUCCCAAGCACACCCCUCCCUCCAAUUCCCCGUAUGUCAUUGAUAUUUCUGAGUUUCUUUAGGCGUAUCGGUAGGAAAUGUACUCUUUUCCUUGAGUUUCAUGAUACCUUUUCCAGUUUGCUGCUUAGUCUUCUACCAUUAGUUUCCUUAUCCGACAGGUCCAAGGUUUCCAGCUACAAGUCGUAUGAAAAGAGAAAAAAAAAACUUGUUUAAAUAAUCGCGCGAAUUGUCUUUUACCUCUGUAAAUAACCAUGCAAAUGGUAGUUUUGUUGGUAUGCCUGCUCUUGAUGUCCUCAAUAAAUUGAAAUUUUAUCCAUAUAA
This is a messenger RNA of Solanum stenotomum, 1885 nucleotides long. RefSeq lists its product as uncharacterized. Gene Ontology annotation, molecular function: ubiquitin-like protein conjugating enzyme binding; ubiquitin protein ligase activity. The transcript has 2 exons. The coding region runs from base 285 to 1538 and encodes 417 amino acids. Gene Ontology annotation, cellular component: endoplasmic reticulum. Gene Ontology annotation, biological process: ubiquitin-dependent protein catabolic process. NCBI's taxonomy places the organism in Eukaryota, Viridiplantae, Streptophyta, Magnoliopsida, Solanales, Solanaceae. The record is from RefSeq and is a predicted model, not a curated record.